AUGUCGCCUACCACAUCUCUCGAGAUCCCCGUCUUCUCCCCGGCGGCAGCUCUUCACGCCCAGUCUCUCGGCGCCCAGCGCAUCGAGCUCAAUGCACAAGGCUCGUAUCCCGCCGGAGGCCUGACUCCUACCCUCGACGACCUGCGCGCUGUCUCUUCUUCGUUGAAGAUCCCGAAUCGAGUCAUGAUUCGGCCAAGGGGACCCCCCGCUGAAGGAGGUUGCUUGCCGAUGGAGGCUUGA
Verticillium nonalfalfae is the source of this 240-nucleotide messenger RNA. RefSeq lists its product as uncharacterized. Gene Ontology annotation, molecular function: copper ion binding. The record is from RefSeq and is a predicted model, not a curated record. NCBI's taxonomy places the organism in Eukaryota, Fungi, Ascomycota, Sordariomycetes, Glomerellales, Plectosphaerellaceae. Bases 1 to 240 code for a protein of 79 amino acids. The transcript has 2 exons.